Molecule: messenger RNA, 1111 nt
Organism: Prunus persica (peach)
Lineage: Eukaryota; Viridiplantae; Streptophyta; Magnoliopsida; Rosales; Rosaceae
Product: transmembrane emp24 domain-containing protein p24beta2
Exons: 5
Coding region: 192-830 (212 amino acids)
Biological process (GO): Golgi organization; intracellular protein transport; endoplasmic reticulum to Golgi vesicle-mediated transport
Cellular component (GO): COPII-coated ER to Golgi transport vesicle; endoplasmic reticulum; Golgi apparatus
Source: RefSeq, a predicted model, not a curated record
AGUCUCGUUCGUUACGUUCGAAGUGGACCUUUUGAGAUUUGAAACCUACACACAAACUCCUCCAUCCUUAACUUCUAACACCCAACUGCUUAUCUCAUUAUUCUAUUUUAUUAUUUUAUAAAUCCUGUAUUUAAUUUUAAUUUGUUUUUAUUUUCUCUGCGGCCUCCGUCAAAUUGUUCAAACAUUCCAAGAUGAAAGUUGGGUUUUCAAAUUGUGCUGCUGUUUUGCUGCUGACAUUUUUGGUGAGCCUACAAGCAGUUUUUGGGAUCAGAUUUGUGAUUGACAGAGAAGAAUGCUUCUCUCAUAAUGUUCAAUAUGAAGGAGAUACUGUCCACAUCUCUUUUGUUGUAAUUAAGGUGGAUGCAUCUUGGCAUUAUACUCAAGACGGUGUUGACCUCGUGGUGAAGGGACCUUCUGGUGAGCAGAUUCACGAUUUUCGUGACAAGACAAGUGAGAAGUUUGAUUUUGUCACUCGUCACAAAGGAGUCCAUCAGUUCUGCUUCACCAACAAGUCGCCUUAUCAUGAAACCAUAGACUUUGAUAUACACGUUAGCCAUUUUACAUACUAUGAUCAACAUGCAAAAGAUGAGCAUUUUAACCCAUUGUUAGAGCAGGUAUCAAAGUUAGAGGAAGCUCUUUACAACAUUCAGUUUGAGCAGCAUUGGCUCGAGGCUCAGACCGAACGCCAGGCAAUAGUAAACGAAGCAAUGAGCCGGAGGGCGAUCCACAAGGCCUUCUUUGAAUCAGCAGCACUUGUUGGUGCCAGCGCUCUCCAAGUUUACCUUCUUCGCCGCCUCUUUGAACGAAAGCUUGGGGUGACCAGAGUCUGAACUUGUCUUAGCCAGAGAUAUUACCAAUAGAAGAGCUUUACACUUAACUGUUAUUCCCCCAUGCUUCUGUUUUUUUAUUUCAAUUUUAUCCCGCAGGAAUAAAUCAUGUAUAGAAACCAUCACUUUGGAAGCUAAGCCAUCUCAUUGUUUCUUGUGGAAUCCCUUCGAGUCUCAAAAUUCUCUUCUUCUUUUUUGGGGGCUGGGGGGAAAUUCUUUGAAUACGAAUAACCUGAAAUUGUGUUCAUUUCUUCAUAGAAAGAAGAAAAAGGAAAUUGUGUUCA